AAACACCACAUGAUUGUUUAAUCAUAAGUAUUGACGAAAUAACGUAUAAAACUAAGUAGAAACUAAUCAGACAGUGUGGUUGCUUUUUGUAUUGAGGGUACAGCUUUCAAAGUUGAGAAGAUGAGAGUUAUCAACGCAGUUGUAAUUGUCUUUCUGUUUGGAGCAGUUAAAUCGCAGAUAGGUACCUCAUGUGGGAUACGUUAUAAUAGAAAACAAGUGCACUGUGAUGCCCAUAGUCAAUGCAUAUAUGAGUAUCAGCUUUGCGAUGGAUUGAGUCAGUGCCAGGACGGAUCAGAUGAAAGAGAAGAUUUAUGUACAGAUUAUAAGUGUCGUGACGAAGAUGUAAAAUGUGCUGAUGGUCGCCAAUGCAUAUGGAAGCCUGCAGUAUGUAAUGAUUACAUUGCAUGUAACGAUGGCUCAGAUGAAAGCGAGGCUACCUGUAAAGGGCGCCCUUGUGCAGGCACGAAGGUGAAUUGUGCAGAUCAGACUCAAUGUAUAUUUAUUUGGGAACAAUGUGAUGGGAAAACAGUUCAUUGUCUUGAUGGAUCUGAUGAUCAAGAGAAUCUGUGUAGAAAUUACACAUGUACAUAUCCAGGUGCUGACUUAAAAUGUGCUGAUGAUUUACAAUGUUUUUCAUAUCUUCAUCUUUGCGAUGGGAAACGAGAUUGUAAUGACGGUUCAGAUGAGACAUUUAAUGUCUGUAAAACCAGAAAUUGUGGAUGGAGAGAACGUUCCUGUGAUAAUGGGAACUGUGUUUACAUCCGUCAGUUCUGUGACGGAAAGGAUGAUUGUGGAGAUAAUUCUGACGAAAGGGAACCUUGUUUUCGUAACAAUUACUAA
This is a messenger RNA of Mytilus trossulus (common blue mussel), 840 nucleotides long. Its product is annotated as low-density lipoprotein receptor-like. Gene Ontology annotation, cellular component: plasma membrane. The transcript is spliced from 7 exons. Bases 121 to 840 code for a protein of 239 amino acids. The record is from RefSeq and is a predicted model, not a curated record. Lineage: Eukaryota; Metazoa; Mollusca; Bivalvia; Mytilida; Mytilidae. Gene Ontology annotation, molecular function: protein binding.